AUGCCGCUUUCUGAUCGCAAAUUUACAUGGUUCAGGGGACGGUCUUGUAGCCGGAUAGAUAGGGCUCUGCUGAGUUUAGAGUGUUUACAAGAGUUCCCAGAGUCUCGGCUUCGAGGUGGGCCGAGGGGCUUGUCAGACCAUUGCCCUAUAAUACUUGAGGACAGGAAGUUGUCGUUUGGUCCAAAGCCGUUCAGAAGCCUGGACUCGUGGUUCACACAUGAGGGUUUCCUCAGAAUGGUGAAGGAGGAGUGGAGAGAUCUGGGGGACAAACCUUUCACAAAUAAAUUUAAGGCUUUGACUGUUCCACUGGGGAGAUGGCAUAAGGACAAUUUUAGUGAGAUGGACAAAAAGAUUGCAAAAUUUGAGGAAGAAAUCAAGAGACUUGAUGAUAUGAUAAGUAAUGGAGUGUAUGAUGGAAUAAUGGAGGCUAGAAGAAAGGCACUGGUCACUUGCUGUGAGAGAUGGUAUGUGAGAAAAGAGGUACAUGGGAAACAGAUGUCUCGGUCUCGGCAUGCAAAGGAUAUGGACAAAAAUACAAGGUACUUCCACAAUAUAGCAUCAGCAAGAAGGCGGAAUAAUUGGAUUGAUGCACUGGUAAUUAAUGGCAGAAGGGUCCGGAACCAAGCUAGAAUAAAGAUUGCUAUCAGAGAAUUCUACAAAGAUUUAUAUCAUCAAGAACGGUCUCCCAAGGUGAGCUUCAGGGAUGGGUUGGUGGAGAAAAUAGACGAGCAAGAUGCUGGGACUUUAGAAGUGCUACCAUCGGCUGAGGAAAUCCGAGAGGCUGUAUGGGACUGCGAGUCAUCUAAGGCAUCAGGGUGUGAUGGGUACAACUUGAAUUUUAUCAAGAGAUGUUGGGAUGAAAUUGGGGCAGAGUUCACGGCAGCAGUAAUGGAGUUCUUUCAGACGUACAAGCUACCAGCGGAUUCCAAUAUCACUUGA
Messenger RNA from Arachis stenosperma, 939 nucleotides. RefSeq lists its product as uncharacterized. Bases 1 to 939 code for a protein of 312 amino acids. The record is from RefSeq and is a predicted model, not a curated record. Lineage: Eukaryota; Viridiplantae; Streptophyta; Magnoliopsida; Fabales; Fabaceae. The transcript has a single exon.